Caenorhabditis angaria is the source of this 1433-nucleotide messenger RNA. Lineage: Eukaryota; Metazoa; Nematoda; Chromadorea; Rhabditida; Rhabditidae. The record is from the annotation of a GenBank genome assembly.
AUGAUCGAAAUCGUCAUUUUUAUAAAUUUAGUAUCACUAUGCAAUUUUCUUCAAAUAAUUACAAUAUGCUCAGCAAAAGCAACACCAAAAAGAAAAGAAGGAAUAAAAACGAAAGAUCAACUAUCAACAACUUUUUCGACUGAUUCGAAUGCAGAACCAACAAGAAAACCAGUUUUGACUAUUUCGAAAACACGUGCGAGUUCAAAAGAAAAUGUUGAGAAAAAACCCGAAAAUCUGCCGGAAAUUCAGAAGAAAUCCCAAAAAUUCAAGAAGAAGAAGUCGAAUGAUAAAGAGAAAGAAAAAUCAACUUCACUUGAAACUAUUACAAAAGAUAUACAAAAAUCGAAACGAUUUGCGGAACAAAGUAGGAACACUGAUAAAAUAGAUCAGAGAAAAACAUGGGCUGCUGAAAUUUCGAAAAAGGUGAGGUCAAAACGUGUUCACUUAUUCAGAAAAACAACAUUUAUUUUAGAAAUGUGCCCAACUUGCAAAACUGCACAAAGAAAGAGUAAAAGGAUUUGUUGCUCCCCGUACUUCUUAUAAAGCAUUUGAAUCAAAUCAAUCAUUGAAUAGAUUCAGUGAUGUUUUUUGUAUUGAUUCAACAAGAGUUAUUCUCAAAAAACAACAAAAUGAUUAUAUUCAUGCUUCUUGGAUUCAUAUUCCUGAUUCUCAAACAUCAUAUAUUUUAACACAAGGACCACUUACUGAUACAAUUUCUGAUUUUUGGACAAUGUGUUUGCAAGAGAAAAUAAAAUAUAUUGUUAUGUUAUGUCCUUUAAUGGAAGACGAAGAACAAUGUGCACAAUAUUUUCCAGACGAAAUUGGGCAAAAAGAAAAAUAUGGAAAUUUUGAAGUUACAUUUCAAAAAAGAUGUGAAGAACCUGUGGAAAAUGUUGGACAUUCUAUUUUGAGUGUAGCGGAUGGUGAAAAACCAGCAGUUGAAAUCAACCAUAUUUGGGUGACUUGGUGGAUUGAUCAUUUAGCACCAAAUAAUCCAAAAGAUAUUAUCAAAUUAAUAAAUUGGGUUAAAUCACACAAUCCUCCAAAAACCCCAAUUUUAGUACAUUGUAAUAGUGGAGCAGGAAGAGCUGCAACAUUUGCUGCAAUUGAUUAUGCAAGUAUUCGAUUGAAACAAGAAUCUGAUAUUGAUAUGGUUAUUAUCAUAAGAGAAUUGAGAAAUAUGAGAUAUCAAGCAGUCCAAUCACAUCUACAAUUUCUUUUUAUUCAUGUCUGUCUCCUUGAAUUAUUUAUUCAGGUAUUUUGAAAAUAUUUAUCAAUUAAAAAAUUUUUAUUUUCAGAAAGGUAUAAUUGAAAGAGAUUCUGCUGUCGAAUUAUUUAUGGAAGAAUACAGAAAACAUGCUGAUAAUAAAUUGGCUAAACGAAAGGCUGGUGAUAUGGGAUCCAAAAAUGAGAAACAACUUUUGCAUCAUUGA